UGCACUGUGUCCCUCGGACACAGCGGAUCACCGAUCAAUGGAAAGAGCCGAAGAUAUCGGCUCGGUCAUGUGAUCAGCUGUGUCCAAUCACAGCUGAUCACAUGGGACAUGUACACUGAUCAUCAGGGCACUGAUGAUCAGUGUGCCCUGAUGAUCUGUGUAUACCCAGCAGUGCCAACUGUCAGUGUCCAUCAGUGCCAGCUGUCAGUGCUCAUCCAUUCCACCUGCCAGUGCCCAUCAGUGCCACAUAUCAGUGCCCAUCUGAGCUGCCUUUCAGUGUCACCCAUCAGUGCCAAUCAGUGCCACCUAUCAAUGCCAGUCAGUGCCACCUAUCAGUGCUGCCAAUCAGUGCCACCUAUCAGUGCCAGUCAGUGCCACCUAUCAGUGCCAGUCAGUGCUGCCUAUCAGUGUGCAUCAGUGCCGCCUACCAGUGCCCGUCAGUGCUGCCUAUCAGUGCUGCCUAACAGU
This is a messenger RNA of Staurois parvus, 468 nucleotides long. Lineage: Eukaryota; Metazoa; Chordata; Amphibia; Anura; Ranidae. The record is from the annotation of a GenBank genome assembly.